Molecule: messenger RNA, 1458 nt
Organism: Tetrahymena thermophila SB210
Lineage: Eukaryota; Ciliophora; Oligohymenophorea; Hymenostomatida; Tetrahymenidae
Exons: 11
Source: RefSeq, a predicted model, not a curated record
AUGUUCUACUCUCCUCCUAAAGAAAAGCUUAUAGAUGGAAAAUAUAAAAAUGAAUGGGCGAUACUUAUGGAUUUAUAAAGAUAGGAAUAAUAAAAGGAAUAGUUUGAAUCAAAUUUUGAUGAGAAAAUGAGAAAAUAAAAAUAUAAAGAAGAAUUAGAUAAAAUGAUGAACAACUAAAAAGAAAUGCAAAUGAGAAUGAGAGAUCACAAUGAAUAUUUGAAUAAAGUUCAUUUUGAAAACGAUUAAAAAUAGAAUGUAAAUGAUUUGAGUAGAUAAAAUAAAAUAAAAGAAAUGGCACAGUAGUGUAAUUAUACAAAUUUCAAUGAGAUUUAACUUAAGAAUGAAAAAUUCUCUUUAGAAAGAAACGCUGAAGUUCAGUAAAUGAAAUAGAUUAUAGAUAAAGCUCAAAAACUAUAAAGUGAAGAAAACAAUCAAAAAAUGCAGUAAAAAAUACGUAUAGUACAUGAAUUGAGUGAUGCUUAUCGUUAAUAAGAGUUGAUGAAAGCUUAAGAAAAAGAGAAGAUUAAGUAAGAGGAUAAAAAGCUCAUGGAAGCAGAACUUUAAAAACUUAAUAACUAUGAAAUGAACAGGAAACAAUUUUUUGAUAAGAUCAAAGGUGGAUUUUAAUAGAAUAACAAAGUUUUAGAAUACUAUGAUAAUUUGUACAAGAGAAAAUUAGAAGACUAGAAGAAUUUUGAGAUCAAUAAUGUGGAUAAAGUUAUUAGAUAAAAACAGCUAGAGUAAGAAGAGAGAGAACUUUAGGAUUAAUAUAAAAGAAAACAAAUUAAUAAAGAAACUUAUGAUACAAUUUUAUAUUAAAUUAACAUCAAAAAGGAACAAGCCCAUAAGGAGGCUAUGAUGAACUAAAAUUAUUAAAAAUUAUUAGAUGAAAAUAGUAAAGAAUAUUAGUAAUAAAUGAGGGUUCAAAAUGAGAUAAACAAGUCCAAACAGUUAGAUUACUUAGGAGAUUUAAAGAAUCAAAUGGAAAUCGAUUAACAAAAAAGAAGAUUAGAAGGAUACAUGAAUCCUAUUGAGCUUUGUUUAAAUAGAUAAUAGUUAGAUUAAUAUAAUUCUCCAAUCAAGGAAUAACAAAGCAAAGUUUUACAUACUCCAAUUGUACCUGGUUUAUCAGGCUAAAGAGAUUUCUAAAGAUAAAAAUAAAUGAAUAUGAUAGAUAACUAAUUAGGCCUCUAAAGAUCAGCUGAACAGUAUAAAAAUGCUAGAAAUUUUUCAAACGAAAACUUUGCACUAAGUAGACUUAAUUAAAGUGUUGAUAAUAUAAAUAUAUUUUAAACCAAGUAAAACAACAAUAUUUACUGUUCAGAAUAUGGAAAUAGCUAUAAUACACAAAUAGCUUCAAAUUAAAAUCAAUAACCUAUUUCUUAGAGAAAUUUCUCUGCUACCAGGGCUAAUAAUAGAAGUUUUCUAGCAGGAUAAGGUUCAAGGAUAUUAAAUUGA